GGUUAGAGCUGACAGUUAGUUAGUCGGCGGCGAUGGGCGCUAACGGUGUGAAUCAACUCGAUGAAAAUUCGCCAAAGCAAUUGCCAUUGACAACGGCAGGCAAAUUGGAUAAAAUCGUCGAACAUGAUGCAGCAGCAGCAGCAGCAGCAGCAGCAACAACAACAGCAAGAGAUCAGGCAACGGACUUUGAGAGCGCCAUAGAUGCAGCUGGUUUUGGUUUAUUCAAUGUGCUGCUGCUGUUGGUGGCGGUGCCAGCCGCCAUGGCCAGCGUAUAUGAGACGUCCACCAUGUCCUAUAUAUUGCCCAGCGCCGAAUGCGAUUUGAAACUAAGUCUACUCGACAAGGGCAUACUGAAUGCCAUCACCUAUGCGGGCAUGAUCUCAUCCGCCAUUUUUUGGGGCUACAUUGCCGACACGCAGGGCAGACGCAAGCUUCUUAUCUAUGGCUAUCUGGCGGACACGAUUUGCGUGCUGGGCGGUGCGCUCAGUCAGAAUGUGGUGCAGCUGAUGGUGUUCAAGUACUUGGGUGGCAUGAUCAUGAGUGGACCCUUCGCCGUGCUAAUGACGUACUUAACGGAGCUACAUGGACGUCAGUAUCGUCAGCGCGUCAUGAUGUCUAUCGGCAUCAUGUUCUCCAUGGCCACACUCAGUCUGCCCGGACUGGCGAUGGGCAUACUGCCCCAGACCUGGCAUAUACGCAUCUGGGGACUUUCACUGCAUUCGUGGCAACUUUUUGUAGCUAUAACUGCUGUGCCCAGUUUAUUGAGCUGCCUGCUCUUUCCCUUUCUGCCCGAGAGUCCCAAAUUUCUAAUGUCCAAGGGUCGCAAUGCAGAAGCAAUGGAAGCCUUUCGGUUUAUGUACGCUUUGAAUACAAGACAAUCACGCGAUGCAUAUCCAAUUAAGCAACUUGCCAAUGAGUUACCCGAGAGAGGCACUAAGGAUGUAGCUGGUGUCGAGCAGCUGGCCGAGACGAAGCCAAUUGGUUCGUUGCGUGCCGGACUGCGUCAGAUGCGACCGUUGUUUACCAAACCCUAUUUGGGACUUUCGCUUUGGGUGUACUUGCUUAACUUUUGCGUGCUGCUGGGGCAAAACACGAUGCGUUUGUGGCUGCCACAGCUAUUCGCCUCCAUCAACGAGUACGAGCAGCUAAUGGGCAGCGUAGUGGAUGAAGCCAACGCCAACGCCAGCACCAGCAUAUGCGACAUCAUUGAGUAUAGCGUUAAUCGCACUGAGACUCAGCUGCAAUCAACGCUCGGCGAGUGCAAAGUGAACAUAAGCGCAUCGAGCUAUACCAACAACUUUAUUGUGGCCGCAGCAGGUUUGGUCGCCUAUAUGCUGGCGGGAGUUUUGGUCAAUCUCGUUGGAUUCAAGCGCAUCAUGACUAUGGGUCUAUUUACGGCUGGGUCUUGUGCCAUGGGCAUGUAUUGGUCGAAUAGCUCCAUUAGCACAGUGGCGCUGGCUUCAAUCUUUGUGACCAUGGGCAGCAUAUCGUCCACAUCUGUGAUCAGCGCUUCGCUCAACAUUUUCCCCACUGCGCUGCGCACGAUGAUCGUCUCGCUGGGCAUGAUGGUGGGUCGCAUGGGCUCACUGGUGGGCAAUGUUGUCUUUCCCGCCCUCAUGGGAUUGGGCUGUGUGCCGCCUUUUCUCAUGGUUAGCUUUUUCAUGUUCUUUGCCUGCCUGUUGGCCUCCUUUUUGCCACUGAAGAACAAGGCUGUGCUCAAGUAGGCAGCCACAUGUUUCCAGCAUAUUCCAUUCAUAGUUGUUGGCCUUCAACUCAUAAUUAAGUUAGCUCUUUUUUUUUUUUGUAUGCCUUAGAAGCUGACAACACUGAAUUUUGUUAUUUAAAUAUAUAGUUAGCGUAUAAUAAACUGCAGCUCACAACUUUUGUGGCUACCCUCCUCCAAUGCUA
This is a messenger RNA of Drosophila busckii, 1908 nucleotides long. RefSeq names its product organic cation/carnitine transporter 7. Gene Ontology annotation, cellular component: membrane. Gene Ontology annotation, molecular function: transmembrane transporter activity. Bases 33 to 1724 code for a protein of 563 amino acids. The transcript is spliced from 8 exons. The record is from RefSeq and is a predicted model, not a curated record. NCBI's taxonomy places the organism in Eukaryota, Metazoa, Arthropoda, Insecta, Diptera, Drosophilidae. Gene Ontology annotation, biological process: transmembrane transport.